AUGGAGUCUCUGUUUGGAGGAGAGCUGGGACUGCUCGGCGGAGGGGAGGGGCUAAGGGACGACAGCUGUGGAGUGGGCGUGGUCUGGUCGGCCCCGCCCCUCCAAGAGGACAUGUACCCCGCCUCCCACUUCGCCCUGGCGGCCGCGUACCACGACAUCAAGACGCGGCUGGCCAGCCUGGAGCGAGAGAACAGCAGCAUCAAGAGAAAGCUGAAGAACUAUGAAGUCAAGUUCCCUGUGAUCAGUGAGUUUGGUGAGGACAGGAGCGUGUGCUACCCCCGUGACCCCAAGGACGCCAGCCUCCUGCAGUCUGAGACCACCAACCUGCAGCAGAGAGUCAACUCCCUCACUCAGGAGCUCCAGAAGAGUAAGGAGCGUGAGGAGAGACUGGAGGAUGUGAUCCAGGCGUACGAGAAGAUCCACAUGGAGAAGAGCAACGUCCAGAGAGACCUGGACCAGAUGACCACGCUAGCAGAGCAGCACGUGGCUCGUAUCCGGGCUCUGGAGCUGGCUCUGAGGCAGAGGGAGGGCUCCAUGCAGAAGCUCAGCUCUCAGAUGCGCAGUAAGGACGUCCAGUACCUCCAUCUCCACGCCAGCCUGGACGUGCCCCGCGGGGCCGAGGGGCGUGGUCCAACCCUGCAGAGCUCCCGCAGCCUGGACGCCCUGUCGGAUCUGAAGCUGCAGAGGCUGGAGGCGGAGCUGGAGGGGGCGCUCCAUCAGGUGCAGGGGGCGUGCCAGAGGGAGAAGGAGCUGAAGGAGGAGCUGCAAAGGAUGCAGCAGGAGGCCCAGAGACAGGAGAUGGUUACACCCUGUGAGCACUGCGACGUGGCGUGGAUCAAAAAGGCGGGAGAUGAGCAGGUGAACCUGGCCCUGGCCUACACAGAGCUCACCGAGGAACUGGGCAGGGUCCGCACCCUGGCAGCCAAUCAGACGGAGAUCCUCAGCAAGGUUUCCCAGGAGCAGAUACCACCAGUCCUCAGACACUCUCCAGCUCCCCAGCGGCGCUCCCCCACCUCCCAGCGGCCGUCUCCGGACCGCCUGCGCCCCUCUCCCUCGCCCCCGCUCUCCCCCAACAGCGACGGCCCCGCCUCCUACUCCUGUCGGCCCGCCAGCCACCGUCUGCGGGCUCGCUUCCAGGGCCGGCGCAGCUACUCGGAGGUGGCGGACCCCUCGGCCUACCAGAGGCCUCCCCCCAGGCUGCUGAGGGACCCGGUGUCCACCUUGCCCAAGCCCAGGCCCCUGGGGGAGAUGGGGGGCUACUCGCGGCCCCUCAGGGGCUCCCUGGCGGGGCUGGCUCGCCCGGCCUCAGCCCACAGCGGUGGGGGAGGAGCGGGAGGAGGAGGACGAGGCAGUGGAGGAGGUGGUAGCAGUCUGAACAGCAGUCCCCACCACCGUGCUCUGGAUCUGGGCUUCCCUCUGUCUGCUGAGGUGCAUCACUUCUGUCGCCUUGACGACCCCCCGGAGCCCACCCCCCUGGUGACCCCUCCCCAGUCCUCGGACGAGGAGGAGAACUGGGCGUGUCCCUCUCCAGCCACCAGCCCGCCACGCACACUGGGAGGGGCGGGGUCAGCCCGGGAAGCCCCGCCCCGCCCCUCCUUCUCCUCCUCCCCCGAGGGCCCUGCGACGCUCACCUGCCACCUGCCCGCCUACCUGAGCUCUGACCACGCCCAGUCCUGGCCUUCCAUCAACUUGUGGAUGGAGACUGAGGAGAAUAAUGCCCGGAGCUGCCCUUUGUGCCAGCUGACCUUCCCCACCGGUUACCCUGACGACGCCCUCAUCAAACACAUCGACUCGCACUUGGAGAACAGCAAGAUCUAGCGGCAGAACGGCAGAUCUAGAACCAGACUUCCUGGACACCCUCACCGUCAAACGAGGAACUUUGAGGAACGGCAAAAGCCGUCCUCAGAUCAGCACGCCGACCCCUGCUGGACAGAACAGGGACUACAACAAAACCACGUCCAGAAGCCAAUAUCAACUGCAGAUCCUCUUUGCAAUACAGAACCUUCAAUGCAGAGGAGAGAAAUCUAGUGUUUGAGACCUAGUAGUCCAUAGUGAACAUGACCAUGCUAGUUUAGGGCUAUGUUUGGGGUUGUGUCGCAUUACUCCAUGAAGUCCCCAUGUGAUCAGGUGUCUUCUUUGACAUGCUUACCUCACUAGGUUUAUUUGAAACUAGAUUUCUGGGUUGCCAUCUUCACGCUCAGUAUAAACUCUGUCACAGUCAACACGACACCAGCUAGCCCCGUCUCCUAAUAUCCUCCCCACCUCAACUCUGACAUCGGCGACGACAGACUACAGGCAAUUUUCUGUAUCGCAUCGUCUAUUUUCUCCCGCCCUUUGCAAGAAAAAUACAGUAGACAAGGACAAUAAGGAAUUGGACUUUUAAAAAUGGAGGAUUGAACCGUAGAAGGGAGCUUACUCUACCUUGUAAAAGAGAUGGUCUGGGUAUGGCAAUAACGUACCUCACGUUGAUUCAUUUGUAAAUUCACUUUCAGGGAUUGAACCAUCCAGGGAUGCAGACUAGGGGGAUCAGGACAGCAGCUGUGUGUCUCAGUCAGUAGAGUAAGACAGCAGCUGUGUGUCUUGGUCAGUAGAGAAGCAGUCAGAGAAGUUUAGAGACUCGGUGACACACCUUGGACAGACACUUGGUGAGAAACGAUCAGCCGAUCCGAAUCCCGAUUCCCAUCGCAUUCGAGACGAUCCAAAGACAUGAUGAAGUGACAAAGUGUUCCAAACUAUUCAGCAGAGACUGAAUCGAGAUGUUACUAGUGAACUGUGGGCUCCUGGGAACUGGACAAACAUGGUGGUGGGAGGUGACAUUGAAAAAAGACCUUUAAGAACACAAAAUGGAAAAAAGGCUGUCGUAAUCAAGCUUAACUUUAUUUUUUAUUUUAUUUUUUCUCUGACUGUUGCAUCUCAACAUCUUAUAUGCAGGAUUUAUUUAGACCCACAACUUGUUUUGUAGAGUAAUGACAUAUAGCUUAUCCUUAAUAUUCAUCUUUCAGUUUUCUGUGCAACUCAAUUAAAUAAUGACACAUAAAUAACAUGGUUAAGAUGUAACACCACUCAUGGCAUGGCUCUUUGAAUAAAUGAAAAACACAACGUGAUUUUUAAUUUUAUAUUUAUUUGGAACUACACAAUAGAACAUUUGAUAUGGAGGUCUAAUUUCCCCCACUUGUUUUACACAGACAUUUUGAAAAUGGAUCUCUUCUCCUCAUUAUCCAUCGUUGAAACAUCCAUAAAAAAUCCAUGUCAUAGUAUCAACAGAUAGCAAGAUCCAAAAGAUGACCCUUACUUUAAACUUACUGACUCACUCUGGACAAAGGACUAGAUUUGAGACCUAAGUAGCACAUUUGGGCACACACAAAAAGACAGCCAGCAUAACGAAGACCCUCCUGGGCCUAGUAGAACAGGAGCAAAUGUGUCAGCCAACGGUUUGGGGGAUUUAGAACACCAUUGUGUCAUUCAAAAACAAGGAUAAGUAAGUUACAACUAAAUAUACAAUUUACAGUGAGACCAGUUAUGAGGGAGGUCAGCCGUUUUAACCCUGAGGAACCCGCACACCAUCAGUUUCACACUCAAAGCCACAGUCUCUCCCUUCUCAAGUGAGUUUUCAAUACCUAUCCAUUAAAUACUCGGGAAUGACUUAGAAAGUCAAUAAGUAAAAGUGUUUAAAUAUACAAAACGUACCGUAAAAGGAUCAAAACUUGCAUCUCUACAAACAUGCAGUCAACUCAAAAGAAAGAGAUGUCGGAUUUAAGACAAUGUCAAAACUAAAACAGUAAAACCAACCAUGUUGGUCUGAGAUCUGUGUUCUAAACUUCCUGAAAUGAUGUUCUCCAUCCACAGUUCCACAGUCUGGGCUGACGGCGCAUGAGAGACGAGGGGUUCUAAAGGGAGAACCCAGCAGCAGUGUGGGAACCUCAAAUCAAAGGAGGGGGGGGGGGGGGGGGGGGGG
Messenger RNA from Hypomesus transpacificus, 3955 nucleotides. RefSeq names its product TANK-binding kinase 1-binding protein 1-like. NCBI's taxonomy places the organism in Eukaryota, Metazoa, Chordata, Actinopteri, Osmeriformes, Osmeridae. The record is from RefSeq and is a predicted model, not a curated record. Gene Ontology annotation, biological process: canonical NF-kappaB signal transduction. Gene Ontology annotation, cellular component: cytoplasm.